AUAACCAAAAACGGUCCAAACACCACACAUCGAUCUAGAUUUCAGCACAGAGUUGAUCCCGUUAAGACUCUCUGAACUUCCGACGACAAUCACCGGAAUUCCAUUCCGGCUAUGAGGAGCACCGUCGUCUCCAAAUUCUUGAAGAAGAAAACGUCAUUCUACCUUUUCAUCAUCUCCGGCACCGGCGCCUCCGCUCUUACUUACUACAAUACUCUAAACCCUAACCGCAACCGACACUCUCUUCUCGACGUCAUCACUACGUCAUUCAACGGCGUCCUUCGGUCCUCUCGAUCUCUCUAUACCAUUACUGCGAAUGUUGUUGAUUACAAGUACUCGUUGCAAGGAUUAUUGAAGGAUACAGAUGAAUAUGCACAAGUGUUAUCCGAGGUUCAUUUGAGAUCAGCUAAGAGGAUAUUGAAACUAUGUGAGGUGAACCAAGGGUUUUAUAUUAAGGCUGGUCAGUUUGUAGCGUCUGUACGCCAAGUCCCCAAAGAAUACUCUUCUACUCUUGCUUCAUUGCAGGAUCAGGCAGUUCCAUGUUCUUUCGAAGCUGUAAAAGAAGUCUUAAUCAGCAAUCUUGGAUCCGAUCUGAAUGAGAUUUUUAUUUCUAUCGAUGAACAACCUAUUGCUGCUGCAUCCAUUGCUCAAGUGCACCGUGCAUUACUCAAAGACCAUCAAGAAGUAGUGCUUAAGAUCCAAUAUCCAGGGUUGAAGAAUAGGAUGAAAAUGGACAUAGCAACAAUGUCUUUACUUGCCAAAUGUGUCACAUGGUUUUUUCCUGAAUACAGGUUUCAGUGGAUGGUAUCAGAAUUUUCGAAGGUCAUUGCUUUGGAACUUGAUUUCCUACAAGAGGCAAGAAAUUCAGUAACAACUGCUGUAAACUUCAAACACAAUAACAGAAUCAGAGUCCCUAAGGUUUUUCAGGAACUUACCACUAGCCAGGUGUUGACGAUGGAAUAUUGCACGGGACGAAGGGUAGAUGAUUUGGAUUAUAUCCGGGAAAUGGGAAUCGAUCCAAGAAAGGUUGCAAAAGUGUUGGUGGAAGCUUUUGCUGAAAUGAUAUUUGUCCAUGGUUUUGUGCAUGGAGAUCCACAUCCCGGUAACAUAUUGGUUUCCUUGGAUGAAAAACAAGGGUUUCGUUUAGUUCUCCUGGAUCAUGGGAUCUACAAAACUUUAGAUGAAGAAUUUAGAGUCAACUACUGCCAACUUUGGAAAGCAUUGGUUCUUUUAGAUUCACAUAAGAUCCAACAAGUAGCCCAACACUUUGGCAUAGGGAAAUACGCUAAAUAUCUUUCCCUUAUAUUCACAGGAAGAACAAUCAACAGUAGAUCCGCUUUUGGGGAGGGAAUGUCUGUUGAAGAGAAAACAAAUCUGAAACAGGAAGUGAAGUCACUUAGUAUGGGGGAUGUAUCAGAAUUUAUGGAAUCUUUACCCUCGGAAUUUCUUACUGUAUUGCGUACAGAUGCACUCGUCAGGUCUUUAACUAGCAAGUUAGGUUCUUCCCAACGCGAGCGACUGGUAGUUUAUGCAAAUUAUGCAUUGCACGGACUAUCUUUAAAGCCAGAUUCCGAUUCUGAUUUUGUGUCGAACGGUGUACGCACCAGAAUCAUGUCGAGAAUUGGUCAUCUCCAAGUCAGGCUCGUGCUCGAGUUAUUGCAGCUGUUGUGGUGGGUGAGGGAUACAAGACAAGCGCUCAUUACUUGGUCAAAGCAAAUUACCCGACUUGUCAACCACCAUCACACUCCGAUUUCAGUUAUCAGCUGAAAUAAUAUAAACUUGCAUUCAUUCAUGGACAGUUUCAUAAAAUUUGUCAAGGUAACAGAGAUGUUCAAUUGAGAAUUUGAGAUUGAUUGAUUGUAUAUUACAAUCUAGGAGUUGUAUAAAAAGUCAAUAUGAAACCUUAUUUUCAA
This is a messenger RNA of Helianthus annuus (common sunflower), 1910 nucleotides long. Its product is annotated as aarF domain-containing protein kinase 1. The record is from RefSeq and is a predicted model, not a curated record. The coding region runs from base 112 to 1764 and encodes 550 amino acids. The transcript has 16 exons. Lineage: Eukaryota; Viridiplantae; Streptophyta; Magnoliopsida; Asterales; Asteraceae.